Messenger RNA from Hyaloscypha bicolor E, 1620 nucleotides. RefSeq lists its product as uncharacterized. The record is from RefSeq and is a predicted model, not a curated record. Bases 467 to 1414 code for a protein of 315 amino acids. Gene Ontology annotation, biological process: regulation of transcription by RNA polymerase II. Gene Ontology annotation, molecular function: transcription coregulator activity. Gene Ontology annotation, cellular component: mediator complex; core mediator complex. The transcript is spliced from 2 exons. NCBI's taxonomy places the organism in Eukaryota, Fungi, Ascomycota, Leotiomycetes, Helotiales, Hyaloscyphaceae.
GAAGACUGCCUCCGAGAAUAUCUCUCCAAUGGCAAUAUCUCGGAUCCGAAGGGAUCAAUAACUGUUUGAAAGAAACUUAAUCUCAUUUGUUGGCACGGACCGGCGAGCUGUGGCAGCUUCAACCCGCCACUUGGGGGCCAUAAACGUGGCAACGGAACAUCCUGUACUGCGUAUUACCGUAUCGACAGCCUCUCAGAUCCUCCACUGUCCACACAUCCCACACACACUCCCGUCGACAGUACGGGGCCAUGGUAGUGAGAUACCAAUCGGAUCCUCCGUUGUGAAGAGGGAGGAGAGACGACGGAAAGGAGAGAUGAAAAGAACAUGCAAGUUCGGAUGAAAAUGAAAAGGAACGAGAGAUCUGGAUCACAUGAUGUCGUGCGAAACAACGCUAAGCCCUAUGAGUUCGCGUUCCUGACUUCAGUUCUUUCCCCAACGUCCCUCGCAACUUCCAUUUCACAACACCAUGGACAGAAUAAUUGACAAGCGCUUCGAGCGCGUAGAAAAGGCACUGGCAACUCUGAUUACCUCCAUCUCAACCUAUAAUCCAGCACCCGCUCUUGCCAACGACCUCGUUUCAGCCGACACAGAGCUCAGCCAGGGCCUUGAACAAUUAUCAACACAUCAAUCCAACUAUUCCAAGAUCAUGGCCCUGCGCGCUACAUCCAGCGAACUCGACACCCAGAUUCGCGAAACCCUCAGCCUCUUAACAAAAACCCGGAGUGAGCUCCUAGCAACGCCAUCAACUAACUACCCAUCGAGCACAAACCCAGUUUCCUACUCCGAGCUACUCUCCUACGCCCGCCGAAUCAGCAAAUUUACCCUGCCGCCCAACUACCGAGAGCCAGAGGCGCAAACAGAACAAGCGGAAGCCGGGAUAAAUACCCCAAAGGAAAGCAAGUCCGAAACACAAACGAACGGUACUACGACUCCGGUCGCUGCGACAAACGGAGUUGAUAGCCAAACCCACCUAGCAACAGCGAUGGAGAUCGAUGGUGCAACACCAGCAGCUACGCAAUCGCAAACGCAAACAUCGCAAGCGACUUCAACCGCGAAAACGAACACCGCAAUGUGGAGCCAAUACCUGAAUCCCGCGGACGCGCAAUUUGUCCCCUGGCCAUCAGAAGAGACGAUUAGGAGGGGUGCGUUGGCUAGUAUCCAGAUUCUGGUGGAUCAGGGGGUUGAUCUGAGUACGUUUGAUCCUGAGAAGAGUGCCGAGCUGGAGGCGGAGAGGAAGAGGGUUGAGGAGGAGCAGGAGCGGCUGAGGGAACAGGAACGUGCGAGGUUGGAAGAGGAGAGGAGGAGGGAGAUGGAGAGACGCAUGAGUGUCAGUGGGGCUGUGCCUGAGAGGAGGGAGGAGCAGCCGAAGGUAUUUCAGUUGGAGACUUUUGAUGAUGAGGAGGAUGAUUAUUGAGGGCGUCAUCUUCGAUGGAUGUUGGGUUAAUAUCUUGGCAUAUUGGUCCUGCUUGGCGGCUGAACGAGAAGAUUCAUGAAUCACUUGGUCGUGACAAUGAACCUGAAUCUCUUCUGACAUUGGAAACGAAAUGUACCUAACAUUUCCGAAUAUGCAACAACUCCAUAUUGUUCUCACUCCCUAUCAAAUUUUGACUUUUACUUUGC